Molecule: messenger RNA, 2977 nt
Organism: Lytechinus variegatus (green sea urchin)
Lineage: Eukaryota; Metazoa; Echinodermata; Echinoidea; Temnopleuroida; Toxopneustidae
Product: zinc finger protein 662-like
Exons: 3
Coding region: 384-2306 (640 amino acids)
Cellular component (GO): nucleus
Source: RefSeq, a predicted model, not a curated record
CAUCUGUUGGCCAGCUGAAUUGGCCAAGGAUUUCACGAAUCUCUUCAUUCAUUCAUUCGGAAUUGAAGCUUUAGCCCCGAUUUUGUUUAUCCAUGUAACCGUUAGGCUUGGGUCUGAGGGUGAAUGAAUAUCCAUCGUAUCGAGAUUAUCAAAGGCAACCUUUCUAAGUCUUAUUAAUGACUUGGAAAUCUUGAAUUCAAAAGUUCACCGUGAAAUCAAACCUAAGAUUGGACGUUGUCGGGAUCAUCUUGUUCUGCAAGAGUGCCAGUUGGGAAGUAAGAUGUAUACGCAGAGCUUCCGGUCUGGUUUUAUCAAGACAUGAAUUAUUUUCUGAAGCAUACAUUCUAUGUGGACCCAGCUAGACAGCCAGAGAGCUAAAAGGCAUGGCUUUACCUCUUCCACCAAGUCAGUUUGAUAUACAUUUACAAGUAAAGAAAGAACCAGAGGAAAUAGAAACAUGUGGUGACCAUCGUUGGAAAGGAAAAGAUGAUGCCAAACGGACAGAUGUUGUCGGCAAUGUCCAUUCUCUGAGGAGUGGAACAGGUCACCAGGAUGAGCCUGAAAGUGGCAUGCGAGUUGAGGAGAAUGAUGUCCAAAGGACCUCAAGGGCACAUAUAGAUGAAAAUAAAGAUGUUGCCAAUCGCUUCGGACAUCCAAAGGUAGUCGUGACUCAGGAACACGGCCUUGUAUCACCACUAAUACUACCUUUGGAAGUGGGAAGCAGUGAAGAAUUGGCGGAAGCAAAUGAGCUGCAGGACCAUGCUUCUGAUUGUGCUGAUCUGCACAACAAGUCAACUCUGCCCCGCUUCGUAUACGGAAUCUGCAACACAUCCAGCUUCAAGAGAAGGAAGAAGGAAGCAGCGAAAAGUCACAUCGGACAAGGGUGUUCCUCACUGACAUCAAGUUGUACCAAAGUCGUACUGCCACAUGGAAAAUCGUCAUCCUCAUUACUGUUGUGCAAUGUGAAUGGACAUCAGUCUGCCUCACAUUUAGCUAACCCCAAAGGAAUUAAAGAUCAAUGCCCUCUCAGGACUCAGGACAGGAACAAUCCUACACAACCCACUCAAUACCCAAUGACAAGUGUCAUUGCUUACAGUGGCAGCACCUUUUCCGAUGCUACUGGCAAUGGCAAUCCGGACUUGAGAGGCCCUUUCAAGUUGUCUUUUCAAGAUGAAGCUUUGGAUUUGACCACUGCCCAAGGCAAGCGAGAUGGUCAAGCUGACUUCGGUGAUCAAGAUAGUCAGCAUAUAUCCUACACUGCAAAGAUUAGUGAAGAGGCAAAGAGCAGCAUUGCAGGAGAUGGAGGACAGUGUCCGGAGGGCUCACGGGAACGGUUCUUGAGCAUCACAGGGAUGAUCCAGAGGCAGGAGCUACCCAUGAUGAAAUGCUAUGAGGUGAAAGAUACCUUACAGGAGACAGAAGGAAAGGAGCCUUGGAGUGAAAGAUCAGAUCAUCAAGACUGCAUGGAUUCCCAUCCAAUGAUUGGGUACUAUGGGAUGAUACAGGGAGGAUCUCAGUUGGGGAUGCCAUCAGAUGAUGCUGCUCCAGACACCGUAGGAGGCUCAGAAAGGACGGUUAGAGAUAAUCCGGUAGGAAUCUUUGAAGACUGUUCAAGAGAUGGCUUGUUGGAUCAUGACAAAAAUGAAAUUAAGCACUCUCUGAUGGGGUAUUAUCGGGUAAUAGAAGAAUCAGAUCAUUCUGAGGACAAUGGAGACAUUGUCUGUCAAGAGGAGAGAAGAAUUACUCAAAGUGAUUGUACAGAGGCAAAUGCUGGGGAUGACCCAAUCAAACGAUUUAAGUGCAAGGUGUGCGGACGAGCAUUCCGACAUUCCCAGGGACUAACUGCCCACAAGAAAAUCCACAGCGACGAGCGUCCGUUCCCGUGCCAGUACUGCGAUCUGAAAUUCCGUGUCAAGCAAAAUCUGAUCACCCACGUCCGGACUCACACGGGGGAGAAACCGUACUCGUGCGAGAUCUGCGGCCGCGGGUUCGGCCAGCAAUCCACCAUGGUGCGUCACCUUCGCAGCCAUACCGGGGAGAAGCCGUUCUCCUGCAAGUACUGCCAGCGGAAGUUCACCCAGCGCCACGUCAUGAUGAAUCAUGUCCGCAUACACACGGGAGAGAAGCCUUAUUCUUGCGAAGUGUGCAGUAAAGACUUCAAAGAGCAGCACAAUCUGGUUAGACAUGUAAGAACGCACACAGGGGAGAAGCCGUAUACCUGUGGCGAUUGCGGGAACAAGUUCACCCAGAAAAAUCAUCUCAUGAGGCAUGCCAAAGUACAUAUUCCCAAAAAGCAUACCAUAUGAUGGUCUGUAUUCCAUUUUGUCUGAUGGUGCUAUAUUUUUCAAACAAGAUGUUUCUAAUAAUUUAUGGAGUCUGACUGUGCACAGCUACAUGGAUUUUUUUUUUUACCAUGUUUUCAAAUGAGAUUAGCUCCACAUUCACUAAAAUCUAUUGAUUUCAAGAAAUAAACAUGACAUAAUUUUUUAUGUCACUUCUUAAUUUUGUGUUUAUGCUUCUACCCACCAUGGGUUUAGUCUACAGGCACAGACCUUUGGUUUCCGCAAUUUUCAAUGUGCAUAAUGCAGAGUCUGAAUUAGUAAGACUAGAUUCACUAUGUACUGUGGCUGCCUCUACCAAAGACGCAGACAGAGAUUUUUUAGUCUAAUCUUAACCCUAAUAAGACAGGGGGGGCCUUGACAUUUUUGCGAUAAAUUAUUUUUGACUGCGUUGCUCGCUGACUUUUUACUUUCAAGUUUUGCGCAACUUUUGAGACCAAAAUUGCGACACGCGGUUCCAAAAUUGCAUAACAUUUCGUAAGAAUAUUAUGCAGACCCAUAAUUUUUCAAAAACCUGAAUUCAUGUGCAAAUCCAAUGCAAGUAGUGUGUUUGCCAAAAUUUAUACUAUAUCAUGAAUAUCAUAAUAUAAAAUGAAGUCCCCGACAAUUUCCAUUGAAAAAACAAUAAAAACACAAAG